Molecule: messenger RNA, 3044 nt
Organism: Plutella xylostella (diamondback moth)
Lineage: Eukaryota; Metazoa; Arthropoda; Insecta; Lepidoptera; Plutellidae
Product: UDP-glycosyltransferase UGT5
Molecular function (GO): UDP-glycosyltransferase activity
Source: RefSeq, a predicted model, not a curated record
ACUUUUUUUUAUGUCAGUUGGUAUUGAGGAAAAUCACGUAAUGAUAUGACAAUCACGCGUUACCGGAAGGCCGAUCUUCAAUUCAGUUCAUUAAAACCGUCAGCCGGGUCGGACGCUGUUUAAAAUGAUUCUUAGAUUUUGUUUUAUCGUCAUUUCGUUAGCUUUGUGCUUGUCGGUGCCGAGUGACUCCGCUCGGAUUCUUGCUGUGUUCCCGACCCCGUCCAUCAGCCACCAGGUGGCCUUCCGACCGCUGACACAGGAGCUGGCCAAGCGAGGUCACCAAGUAAUCGUCCUAACAACAGACCCCGCUUUCAAGAAGGGACAGCAACCGGCAAACCUCACAGAAGUAGACCUCCACGAUGUCUCCUAUACAGCAUGGGCGGAACAUUUCAUGAAAGUAGUGAACGGAGAUUCAGGAAAUUCGAAAAAUAUCAUGUUGACCAUUUUCAAGUCCCUGAACUUGGUAUUCGAACUGCAGCUUCACAUGAAAGAAGUGCAGGAAGUGUUGAACAGUAAACAACAGUUUGAUCUGAUGCUCAUUGAGGCGUGUGUGCGACAGGCUCUAGUGUUUUCUCACGUGUUCAAAGCGCCGGUCAUUCAGGUCAGCUCCCUGGGAGCGGUGCCUCCGAACUACCAAGUCCUUGGAGCACCCUCACACCCCAUCCUGUACCCUGAACUGACAAGGCAGCGGCUAUUCGAUUUGAGUAUUGUGGAAAAAAUACAGGAAAUCUACCAUGACAUGUGGAUUCGUUACCUCUUGUGGAGUUUAGAAGAUUCGGAGAAUAAGAUGCUAAAGAAGGUAUUUGGGCCGAACACUCCCAGUGUAUCUCAGUUGUACGAGAAUGUAGACAUGUUGUUUUUGAAUAUUAAUCCGGUGUGGGACAACAACAGGGCUGUGCCUCCGGGAGUUAUCUUUAUGGGAGGCAUUCAUCAAAAACCCCAUAAAGAUAUACCGCCUUCUGAUUUGAAAACGUAUUUAGAUGGAUCAAAACAGGGUGUGAUUUACAUGAGUUUCGGUACCAACGUAAACCCGUCGCAAUUACCAGCUGAUAGAAUCGCUUUAUUCAACAAAGUGUUCUCGAAGCUGCCCUACGAUGUUGUAUGGAAAUGGGACAAAGACUCCAUGCCGGGCAAAGCUGAUAAUGUAAAGAUUGUCAAAUGGGUGCCACAAUCAGAUCUCCUACGCCAUCCCAAAGUGAAACUGUUCAUCACACAAGCCGGUCUUCAGUCGACAGACGAGGCAAUAUCGGCUGGGAUGCCACUCAUCGCAUUCCCUAUGUUGGGAGAUCAGUGGUACAACGCGGAACAAUACGUCAAACACAAAAUAGGACUCAAACUGGACAUAGCAGAAAUUACUGAGGAGCUACUAGAACAAUCUAUCAAGCAAGUCAUCCAUGAUAAAAGCUACCGAGACAACAUCCGUGCCCUCCACACAGCCAUGACCGACCAGCCCCAGUCCCCCCUCGAGCGGGCAGUCUGGUGGGCAGAAUACGUGAUCCGGCACAAGGGGGCCAAGCACCUGCGCUCGGCCGCCGCCAACAUACCCUGGAGCGAGUAUCUGAUGCUGGAUGUUGUCGCCGUUCUACUAAGUGCAGUGGUUGGGGUUUUGGCUGUGGUUUAUUGGGGUUUGAGAUGUCUUUUCAAGCAGACGGGUAAGGUGAAGAAGGCGUAGGUUUUUGUGAUUUGUAAAUGUGAUUUUUAUUAAUAUGUAUGUUAGGCUUCUUAUGAAUUAAGUGUACCAGGCUGUGGCUGUGAAAUGAUAUUCAAUAAACAUGUUGUGGGCAAGGUGGCCAUUAAAUAAAGUAUCGAUUACUUUUAAUUACUUAUUGUUUAUGUACUAAUUUAAGUAUUUAAAUAGGCCAAUUAAUCCAAUAGAUUAUUAGCAAGUUAUUUUUCGUGCCCUACAUGUUAUACAUAAUUGCAAUUAUUGUAUUGCGUUUACGAUGGCGUUCACUACACCAACAAGUAAUCGCAAUGUUAUCAUUAUCAACGUGACUCGCGCCGCGCGGCGCGCAGUGGGACGACUGUAUGGAAGAGCUGGAAAUAGAAAUCUAAAAAAGAAAUAUUGACAAAAAAAUACAUUGUGAUUAUUAUCAUGAUAGCUGAAAUAAGGCCGGAAUCUGGAUACAAGGACCUCGUCACAGUAAUUUUCAUAGUAGGUAAAAGUACCUAUAGUAUAUUUUGUCAAAUAAUCCCCGUAAUAUGACAGUAAUUAUGAAGUUACAAAGGCAUUACUUACUAAAAUACAUUAUAUAAAUGUACCAUGUAAUACAGGUUGUUGCAAAAGUGGUAUAAAGGACGGCCUAAUAGUGACUCAGUACGUAAAUUCUGUCACUUGUAUACGACGAUUUUUGCAACACCCUGUUGUUAAAUUUAAUCAUUUAUAUUUUGUCCGAAGACCUCUAUGUCCAACAUGUCACAGUCGUCCCACUGUGCGGCGGCGGCGCGUGCAAGCGAUACGCAGCGUAAAUCAAUUAGCAGAACAAACUCCGCGGCACUGCACUGAUAACAAAUACAGCACCACCUAUUAUUAUUAGUUGACAACUAUUUGUUCCGACGUGUGUUGAUUUUAUGUCUUAGUUAGGGUAAUAGAAUGAUAUAAAGAUUUAUGUAUACAUUUUGUAAAUAUGGUGAUGGAUUGUGGCAGUUGUUGCGAUGAAAUUAUGAAGAGUUGAUAAAGGUACUUACAGCUAAGUAGGUUCCAUUCGAACAUAAAUAAUUAUAUGGGAGGGAUGCGCUUGAUAUAGCAAAUUGGAAAAUAAAAACAUAUUUAUAAGAUAUAGGAAAUAUAUUUUAUAACAUGAAGGUUUAAAUAUUUUCUUUUUUUAUGCAUAAUUAUACCUGAAGUAUAUGUAAGUACAAUGUACGCAGCAAAUAGACUUUGGUAAUUUACGAAUGGCAUUAAAAUUAAUGUGUUACUUAUUAUUCGGUAAAUGGUUUAGAGUACCUAGCUUAAUUGAUUGCUUGGCAUAUCUGAGUUUAUCAGUUCCUUUUGAAUGUGUCAUUGAAUGUUGAGCUAUUAAAAUAAAUGAAACCCGUAUAAA